Orbicella faveolata is the source of this 2510-nucleotide messenger RNA. RefSeq lists its product as uncharacterized. NCBI's taxonomy places the organism in Eukaryota, Metazoa, Cnidaria, Anthozoa, Scleractinia, Merulinidae. The record is from RefSeq and is a predicted model, not a curated record.
GUUUUGCCGCAUAAAUUUAUGCAAUCGAUGCUAAAGCUAGUGUUGAAAUCAGUCUUCUUUCUUUUCAGAAUGAUAACGAACAGAACGAUUAGAACACUGAAAUAUUCAUCUGAGGACAAGACGCGCUGUAAAAUAUAUCUGAAUCCUGACAAUUCCCUUACAGAAGCUAUCAGAGUCAGAAACCCGCACUACAGUCCACACCUUAUAUCCGCUCUCUUGGUGACCGGAUUCAGACGUAUACCCGACAAAAGCUCAGCUGAUUACGUAUUUCUCCCAUGUCCGUUGGGCACAUUUUCAAACUCUACCUCUCGAGGAGAAUGGGGAUGUAGAAAAUGUCCCCCAGGCGGUUUUUACUCAGACGAUGUCGGUUACGUGGCUAGCAGCUGUAAGAAGUGUCCGAAUGGUUCCUAUGUUCCAUUUGAUAAAGCGCCGGGUACCCAAGCUCAGGAUUGCAAGACUUGUCCCCUAGGAACUGAAUCAGACUUCUUUGCUGGAUUACGAGCUUGCAAAUGCCUGAAAGGAUUUUAUCGAACCCAUAUGUUCGAGAAAUGUCAUAAAUGUGGACAAGGUGGGCUAGAAUGCAGAGAUGAUUAUGCAACUUUAAAAUCUGGUUAUUGGUGGAAAUGGAGGAAUGAUUCUCAGAAAAAUCGCUACCGCGUUUUUAUAGCAAAUCUCUUGGCAUCGGCACCAGCGUUAGGUCAUGGUGAUGUCCAAUACCCUUAUCCGAUACCAACUCCUUUCAAGUGCCUUGUAGAAGAGUCUUGCAAGGGUGGUUUAGAUUCCCUGUGUAAUACUGGUUACGAAGGUCCAUUCUGUGGAGUUUGCAGUCCUGGUUACUAUAAGCAGUUACAAACAUGCAGGCCAUGUCCGUCUAAAAAGUGGAUGGUUAUACAGCUGUCGAUCAUCGCGGCGGUUUUAUUGAUGAUCAUGGUAAUCCUGGUGUGGAUAAACAAGAGAAAGAGUAACCGGGACGAAGAACACUCUUUGGUCGACAUGAUUCUAGCAAAGCUUAAGAUCGUGAUAGGUUUUUAUCAAGUGACGUAUGGCUUACUGGAAACGUUCUCGCACAUACAAUGGCCAACCUCCCUGCGGGUGAUUGGAAAGUAUUCAGGACUACUCCAGGUUGAUAUUCUUCAGAUAGCACCUGUUCACUGCUUCCUUCCGGGGUUUCACGUGGAUGCGUUUGGAAACUUGAUUGUGAUGAUGACAAUAAAUGCGAUUGUCAUCGGCAUUUAUGGCGUGGCAUACGGAGUUCGUAAAGUGAUACUCUUAAGAAAUCGAAGCCUGCUUGAAGAGGAAAGGUCGAAAAAGGUAUCUGAGGCAAAAGAACUUGUGUUCAGAAAUUUGUUUUUCUUCCUUUACGUGACAUGCCUGAGCACGUGUUCAAAGACAGCCAAUGUAUUGCCACUUGCCUGUCGGGAACUUUGCCGAGAUGAAAAGGAAAAGUUGUGUAACAAGUUCCUAACCGCAGAUUACAGCAUACAGUGCCAAGGGACAAAGUACAAUCAUUUGCUUAUCGUGGCGUAUAUUUCUAUUGCCUAUAUUUUUGCUCUAUCUGUCACCACAUUCAUCACCCUUUGGAGGAAACGAAGACUGACAUUAGAUGCAGCAGACACCGGCGCAUCUGAGGAACCAGGACCUUGUGUGGAAGUGAUCACAGGAUUGCGUUUUCUCUUUGAGAAUUAUAAAACCCAAUCGUGGUAUUGGGAGCUGGUUGAAAUGUCACGUAAAGUAAUCCUCACAUCUGGUCUGAUCCUUGUGGGACAAGAAAGCAGGUCCUACAUUGGCUUGGCUUUGACCAUUGCUGGGAUGUAUGGGAUGCUCUUUUCCUAUGUCCGUCCCAUGCAAGACGCGUUUGAAAACAGACUGAUGUCAACAUCCCUCGCCGUUACUGUUGUCAACUUGGCCAUUGGAGCCGUGAGUAAAAUUCCUGCAGAAAACAUACCAGACUCGACCGUGUCAUUCAUGAACACAGUCUUCUUUGACAUAUUGGUGGUUGGAGCAAACACUUUGGUGAUCGGUGUACUUGUUGUUCAGUACGCAAUGUUUCUUUAUGGCUACUUCAAGGAAUGGCGCAAAAAUCCACAUUGGUCAUGUUCUUGCUGCUUGGCUUUUGUUCUUCCUCUCAACGAUUUGCGGGGAGAAAUUGGUGGUCUAGUUGAAACCAACGUCCUUAAAAACCCCUUAAACACUGGGAACGUGGAAAUACCCACCUUGUUCGCGACAGUGAAAGACACGGGGGUAAUUGAUGUCAGUUUUGAUGAAGGCGAACAACAUGAUGUCAAUAUGAGGGACUCGCUGGCAGAUAGUUGCGAGGCUACCACCUGCAUAAACAGGAAGUGUAAUCGAGGUACACACACAGAGAUACAGUCGCGUUUCUCCAUCUUUGAUGCUGUGGAAUAUGACGCAGUGGAAACGACACACUUUUGAAUCCCUUUCCCAGUUGGCGACUUCAGACGACAUGGGCUUAAACCAGAAGUGUUGUAUCAGAAAAAGAAGAAUGUAUUAAC